AUGUAUCAAGUACGUUCCAUCUAUCCUUAUCUUGAGCAGGCUGUUGCGCUGGCCGUGUCAGAAGGACUCGCGGUGGACAGCCAAGCUGCGAACGCGGCAGUGCGGCUCUCGAGCAACGCUGUUCCGAAUUGCGCGCGCCUGCCUGCCGCCAUCGAGACCGAUUUGGGCGUCGACACGGAGAGUUUCCAAAGACAGCGGGCUUUGCUUGCGCAGAUGCGUUUCGACCUGGAUGCCUCCAGCCGCGCGACGUUCGAUCGACAGUUGAUGGGGACUCCAUCGGCCAAGCCAAUUCAUUUGUUGGGGGUCGGCUUCCAUAACGAGACGCCGAUGCCGAUCCGUCUCAGGGACAAGCUGGAGGAGAUCAGUGGUGCCGCUAGUACUUCUGAUAUGAUUGCAGGCGCGUGGUUAUCACGGUCGCAGGGGUUGCUCACUCGUUGGCGCUUCGCGUAUCCCCGCCAGCCCAUCCACAACCGAAACCCAGGAUAA
Messenger RNA from Prorocentrum cordatum, 486 nucleotides. The record is from the annotation of a GenBank genome assembly. Lineage: Eukaryota; Dinophyceae; Prorocentrales; Prorocentraceae.